Anopheles bellator is the source of this 1324-nucleotide messenger RNA. Its product is annotated as neuferricin homolog. The transcript has 2 exons. The record is from RefSeq and is a predicted model, not a curated record. Bases 45 to 827 code for a protein of 260 amino acids. Gene Ontology annotation, cellular component: endomembrane system; membrane. NCBI's taxonomy places the organism in Eukaryota, Metazoa, Arthropoda, Insecta, Diptera, Culicidae.
UAUACCUUUAGCUUUUCCGUAUAAAAUAAACCCAAUAAAACACAAUGACUUUCAUUCGAACUCUAUUCCUCCACAUUUUGGUAGUGGCUGUUGCAUGCGUGUGUAUUUCGUUACUCAUCAACAAUUAUGCGCAGUUUUCGCAGUAUUUCAACUAUCGGAUCAAGGCACAUAUCGGCGCAAACCAUUUGUUUAGCGAGACUGAGUUACAGCGCUACAAUGGACAGUUCAACGAGGAGCUAUACCUCGUGAUCUUAGGUCAUGUUUACGACGUUAGUAAGGGCGCUAAACACUAUGGUCCAGGCGAAGCGUAUCAUAUGUUUGUAGGUCACGACGCAUCCAGGGCGUUCAUUACCGGCGAGUUUGAGCAGUACAAUGAUAGUUUGAGCGAUGUAUCCGUACUGACCGACGAUGAAUUGCAGCAACUGUUUACGUGGAAAGAGUUCUACGACAAAACUUAUCCAUACCUAGGCAAAAUAAGGGGUCGCUACUUUGACGAUGGAGGAAGAGAGACCGCCUAUUUGCAGGAUAUUCGGGCGAGGGCUACAAAGUCUGUGCAAGCAACCAGAGAUGGUCCCAAAUAUCCUUCCUGUAACGUCGAAUGGAAAGCGCAACAUGGAACGCGCGUUUGGUGUACCAAUCGUAGUGGUACGGGACGGGACCGUCAAUGGGUGGGCCGUCCACGGAAAGUUCUUCCAGAUGCGGGCAGCGAUGAGAAGCGUGCCGUACAGUUUUGCGCCUGCCUGCCGGAAGACGUCACUGAUGCCCUAUACGUUACAUUUCCCAAUUGCGAUGAACAUACAUACUCUUGUAUGAUUCCCGAUCAGUAAUAAUUGCCAGCAGACUGUUGGUAAGAUAAUUUUCCGUAAAUGAUAGCUUACUCUACCAUAAAUUAGUAGUAUUACGGAUGUAGUUGAUGGUGCAAGUGCAAUUAUUAGCUAGUAGUAUGGCUGGGCUUUUCAGAAGGAUCACAAAUUUAAAAUUAAACCUCUUCUAUCACACUAUUAUUCUGAUACGACAUGUUUGAGAUGUCAACUGUUUUCUGAUAAGAGAUGAUACUUCUAUGUGAACAGAUUGCUUUGUGAACUAUAGUGUUUUAGUUUGAUAAUUUCAAAAGAAUUGCAGCAAUUAAUUCGUAAUCCGAUGUACAUCUAAUGCAGAAGUCAGAAGGCAAUAGCUUCUAGGCAAAUCGAAGAGGUAUGAAUCAACGCCUGUUUAUUAACAGAAUAGUUAACAAUAUGAUUAUUUCAGCUAAUGGGAAAGGGUACCAAAAGUAGCAUAUCAUUUUCGGCGAUCCACUUUAAUUCAAUAAAUUUCAGAGAAAGUA